Molecule: messenger RNA, 465 nt
Organism: Botrytis deweyae
Lineage: Eukaryota; Fungi; Ascomycota; Leotiomycetes; Helotiales; Sclerotiniaceae
Exons: 4
Coding region: 1-465 (154 amino acids)
Source: RefSeq, a predicted model, not a curated record
AUGGUUUUCAACGGCGUCGGUACCUACGAGAUUGUGCCAUACCAGGCUCCGACUCUCAAUCUCAAUGCAUGGGAAGGCUUGCUCACACCUGGAGCAGUUGUCAGAACAUACGCUCGUGGCGAUGCACCAAGCGACAACGCCAAGUGGCAGGUUGCACUCGUUUCUGGCUCAGGGGAAAGCGCCGAGUAUUUGAUCAUCAAUGUUCGCAGCGGUUUCUUCCUCGCCGCAACCGGCGACAACAAGAUUGUCUCUACUCCUCAAAUUUCCCCAACUGAUCAGUCUGCCCGCUGGACUAUCAAGGCCGCAACAACCAAUGGCUACCAAGUCUUCACUAUCAACAACAAGAUUUCUAGCCGUGGCCAACUCUCCGUAAAAGACUUUGGCACCCAAAGUGGGGCUGACAUUCUCUCCGCAUCUUCAAAGAGUGAGGAUAACCAGAAAUGGUAUUUUGAUCCCAGUAAAUAA